UGCGGGCCACCAACCACCCCAGGAUACAGCAUUUUUUACACAGACAACUUCUGAAGACACUGCCGCCCAGCCGAGGCAAAACAACGCAGGGGUCGCAAGCCGGCAGCAACCCACAGCUGUUGUCUAGUCGUCCCGCGCUCAUUGCAGUUCCCCCGAUGAUGGUCGUCCCGCGCCCCCUCCUCGCCGUCCUCCUCAUCGGCCUCGGCCUCCAUGUCCACGGCGCCGACGCUCUCUCAGGGUACCAGAUAAACUGCGGCGCGGGGGGCGAGCGCGCGGCCGGCAACGUGACAUGGGUCACGGACGGGCCGUACGUCCGCGCCGGCAACGCCACCGGCGUCCCGUCCCCGCCGGGCGGCGGGAUGCCACCGAUGCUCUCCUCGCUCCGCUACUUCCCGGACGCGUCCGCCAGGAAGCACUGCUACGUGCUCCCCGCGGACAGGAAGGCCAAGUACCUGGUCCGCACCACGUACUACUACGGCGGGUUCGACGGCGGCGAGGUGCCGCCCGUGUUCGACCAGAUCAUCGAGGGCACGCGGUGGAGCGAGGUGGACACGGCGGCCGACUACGCCCGGGGCCGCGCCACCUACUUCGAGGCCGUCGUGCGCGCCACCGGCCGCCAGGUCAGCGUCUGCCUGGCCAGGAACGUGGGCACCAGGCCCACGUCCAGCCCCUUCAUCUCCGCGCUCGAGGUCGUGCCGCUCGACGACUCGGUGUACAACUCCACCGACUUCUCCUCCUACGCCCUCAGCACCAUCGCUCGCCACAGCUUCGGCCACGACGCCUCCGUCGUCAGCCAUACAGGGGAUCAGUUCAACCGGUACUGGGAGCCGUACAGCGAUGGCGGCCCGGUGGUGGAGAGCCAGGGGAGCGUGGCGACGGCGGCGUUCUGGAACAAGCCACCGGAGGACGUGUUCCGGCGAGGAGUGACGGCCAGCCGCGGGGAUGCCCUCGAGCUCCACUGGCCGCCGGCGCCGCUGCCCGAGGCGAGCUACUACCUGGCGCUCUACUUCCAGGACAACCGGACGCCUAGCCCCCUGAGCUGGAGAGUCUUCGACGUCGCCAUCAACGGCCAGGCCUUCUUCGCCGGGCUAAAUGUCUCGACGGCGGGAUCAAUGCUGUACGGAGCCGCGUGGCCGCUCUCCGGGCAGACGAGGAUCACGCUGACGCCCGCCCCCGGGUCGCCGGUCGGGCCGGUGAUCAACGCGGCGGAGGUCAUGAUGGUUGUUCCGCUCGGGGGGAGGACCCAUCCUAGAGAUGUGAUCGGCAUGGAGGGGCUCGCGAGAGGCUUCGCCAGCCCGCCAUCGGACUGGAGCGGCGACCCUUGCUUGCCCGUGGGGAACUCAUGGACCGGUGUUUCCUGCAGCCAAGGUCUACUUGCUCGAGUAACUGCACUCAACCUCACCAAUUUCAGUGUUGGAGGGUCGAUAUCUGACAACAUUGCUAAUCUGACUGCAAUAUCGAGCGUCUGGCUUGCGGGGAACAAUCUGACAGGGCCUAUUCCAGUUAUGAGCGCCCUGCAUCAUUUGUCAUCUCUGCACCUGGAGGAUAACCAGUUGUCAGGGCCGAUUCCUCCGUCGCUGGGAGACCUUCCAAGGCUUCAGGAACUGUUUGUGCAGAAUAACAAUUUACAGGGCAGCAUUCCAAUCGGCCUCAAUAGAACGAGCAUUACAUUCAAGUAUACACCUGGGAAUAACCUUAACCAACAAUAAUGUCAUGAGGAAACGAACAGCAUAUGUUCAUGGGAUAGUGAGAAGCCAUCGACAAACAAGAUUGUGAGAACGAGGACUGGGCAUGCAUAUAUAACUGGCAGACAAUAUUUCCCUUUUGGUAUUGCCAAUGUUUUUGUUCUUCCUUUUUAUUCUCUUUUUGGGAGACAAAGGUGUUACUAUUGUAUAUGCAAAUGUACACUAUGAACUGCAUCGACGCUUGAUUCCAUUUAUUUAUGUGUAUAUGUAUAUAUGUAAAAUUUGUUAGAGAGGCAAUCUGGAAGAUAAUUAGGGUA
Messenger RNA from Hordeum vulgare subsp. vulgare (domesticated barley), 2002 nucleotides. Its product is annotated as probable LRR receptor-like serine/threonine-protein kinase At1g67720. Gene Ontology annotation, molecular function: protein binding. The record is from RefSeq and is a predicted model, not a curated record. NCBI's taxonomy places the organism in Eukaryota, Viridiplantae, Streptophyta, Magnoliopsida, Poales, Poaceae. The transcript has 9 exons. The coding region runs from base 156 to 1709 and encodes 517 amino acids.